GGGCGGGGAGGCUGCCGGGAUUGCGCCGCGCGGGGAGGCAGCAGCAGCAGCAGCAGCGCCCGCCCGACUAGACUGAGAGCGCGCGCCAGGCAGCCGCCUGCAGGAGCAGGAACAGCCGCCGCCCGUGACCCGCCCUGCCCGCUCCGUCCCUCUGGGCUGCUCCACCGCGCGCACCCGCCUGGCCGCGCGCGUCCCGGUUGCCAGGGCGGCUUGGGAAGCAGACGCCGCCGCCACCACCGCAGCUCCGGCUCCUUUGGACUCUCCACCACCCGGAGAGCUGCUCACCUGGCACCCUCGACGGCGCCCUCGACGGCCGCUGCCGCUUCUUCUCACGACUAAAGGGAUUCGCGGCGGCGACGGUUUGCCCCGCCGGGCCUCUCUGGGGGCCAGGAUGCCCGCCGACCUGAUGGAGAAGAGUUCCUCGUCGCCCGUGGCCGCUACCCCGGCCAGCAUCCACGCGACGCCCGACAAGCCCCGCACUGCCUCGGACCACCGGAAGUCGUCCAAACCCAUCAUGGAGAAGCGGCGGCGCGCGCGGAUCAACGAGAGCCUCGGGCAGCUCAAGACGCUCAUCCUGGACGCGCUCAAGAAGGACAGCUCCCGGCACUCGAAGCUGGAGAAAGCGGACAUAUUAGAAAUGACAGUCAAGCAUUUGAGAAACCUGCAGCGAGCGCAGAUGACGGCCGUGCUGAAUACAGACCCCACUGUGCUGGGUAAAUACCGGGCCGGAUUCAACGAGUGCAUGAACGAGGUGACCCGCUUCCUCUCCACUUGCGAGGGGGUGAACGCCGAGGUGCGAACUCGACUGCUCGGACACCUGGCCAGUUGCAUGAGCCAGAUCAACGCCAUGAACUAUCCCUCCCAUCAGCCACCCUCCGCUGCACUGCCGCCGCCACCCCACCCCGCACCCCCUGGGGCACAGCACGGCCCCUCUUUCGGGCAGCCCCUGGUGCAGAUCCCAGCUGGCGCAGUGCCCCCUGCUGCCAACGUUGUGCCUUGCAAGCUGGGCAACCCGGCCGGGGAAAGCGCCAAGGUGUACGGUGGCUUCCAGCUAGUGCCAGCCUCCGACGGGCAGUUUGCCUUCCUCAUCCCCAGCACAGCCUUUGGGCCCCCGCACAACAACGCCGUCAUCCCCCUCUACGCUGAUGGGGGCAUGGGGUCGGGGCUGCCCCCAGCUGCCUCCGUCUCUCCUGCGUCUGGUGCCCCAUCGCUUUCGGCAGAUUCGGUGUGGAGGCCUUGGUGAAAGCGGGCAAGGGGGCUGGCGGCCUGCCCACCCUUCGGCCUCUGGACUUUGGGUCAGGACUUCGAGUGGCCCCCUACCCCUGUGGCCAGGGCUCUGGGGUCUCUUCCUCCCAGGGAGCCAGUGACCUUCUGGCUCUCUGGCUGUAAAUAGCUGUCUACUGUUCAUAUUGGAUUGUGCCUUCAUUUGUACCGUAGCAAAUGCUCUCCUCUCCCUUUUCUUUUCUGUGGCUUUUCACGUGGCCUGUGCAAGUGUGCACAUGCUUGUGAGAGAGUCCACAUUUCCAAGUCCACCUCUUUCCCCUCCCCCCCUCUGGCUUUGUCUCUGCCCAACUCCUUUUAUUUUCAGUGACACCAAAGACCUGUUUGUUCUUAACGAGGAAAGCCUUCCCUUCCUUUUGGAAGUUAUUUGAUAAAAAUAAAAAAAGACAUUAAGCAUUGUGUGUGCUGCAAUAGGCUGGUGUGGGUGCAGCUCUCUCCUUUGUGCAGGAGGCGGUGUGGUUGUGGGUGGGGGGACAAAGCCAGGAGGAUGAGGGUGCAGGACCCUGAGCUGGGGCUCUCCUGACUGCCCUGAGUCUGCUAUGUUUGCCUGGCUGCUCAUGAAGGGCCAAAUCACAUGGCCUCCUAACCUGAUAAGCUCCUUGCUAAGUCCCUUUUAUCUUCAAAAGUGACUCCUGAAUUUAAUCCACACAGCAGCAAAGAGGAGGGAGGCCGUGAUAAGGCCGCCUAUCAAUGCUAUGUGCAAAAAAGACCUUUUCCUCCUGUUCUGAAGUGUCUCACAUAUGUACACACACAGAUUUCCUAAUUUUUCCCAUGCGGCACAAAAAUGGCAGUAUAGCCUUUGCUCACUGCUUGGCCCCAAAGGGACUGUGCCCUAGGCCUAGAGGGACACUGCAUCUCUGGUUCCAAGGGUCUCGGAUAGCAGAUUUGUGAGUCUCUGCCUGGGAUCCUGGGAAGCCCUUGUUGCUCUAGAGUGGACAAUGGAUCCUAAGGCCUGCUCUCCAUGUAAAGCACCUACCAUACUCCCACAGCAAUGCCCCUGAGCUAGCCACGGGGAAGUGAUGGACUACAGCCUGCAGAUAAACACUCACUAGGGCCUGGAGUUUGUGAAAGCACCAAGACCAAGCCUUUUGCAGCCAGAACUAGGGGCAGUUUUAAGUCUUCAGGAGAAAAGGUCAGGAAGCCGGUACUGUAUAUUGAUUCUUUCCUAUGUAGCUUUGGCAAGUUCCUGGGGGGAAAGGGGAGCCAGCCCUGUCUGGUUGGCAGACACUGGCAAAUUGUUGGCUAGACCAAGCACAUUUGGUGGGUCAUAGAAUUGUAGAGUUGGAAGGGACCCCAAGGGUCAUCUGGUCCAUCCCUUGCAAUCCAGAAAUCAAGGUCCACACCUGGCUGAACAUCUGUACCCCAGGCUUGGUAUGCCCCUCUGAGGAUUCUGCACCAUGUGGAGGGCCAUGGAGCCUCUGUCUUCGGCCCUGUGUUGCUGCUGCUGCUCAAAUUUGCAGGUGGUACAAAGUGGGGAGGUUUGGCUGACACCCUGGGAGAUCAACCCCAGAUGAGAAAAAACAAAUGAUCUUGUCAGGGUUGGAACCUAGAACUGAAAGCAGCAAGAUGGAUUUCAACAGAGCAAGGUAAAAAUCUGCAGCUGGCUAUAAAAGAUCAUAGGAGUAGGGAGGCCUACUUCAACAUAAGGUAAUCCUUGUUGUUGUUUAGUCGUGUCCGACUCUUUGUGACCCCAUGGACCAGAGCACGCCAGGCACUCCUGUCUUCCACUGCCUCCCGCAGUUUGGUCAGACUCAUGUUCGUAGCUUCGAGAACACUG
Zootoca vivipara (common lizard) is the source of this 3058-nucleotide messenger RNA. RefSeq names its product hes family bHLH transcription factor 1 (gene HES1). Lineage: Eukaryota; Metazoa; Chordata; Lepidosauria; Squamata; Lacertidae. Gene Ontology annotation, molecular function: DNA binding; protein dimerization activity. Gene Ontology annotation, biological process: regulation of DNA-templated transcription. The record is from RefSeq and is a predicted model, not a curated record.